Molecule: messenger RNA, 3123 nt
Organism: Megalobrama amblycephala (Wuchang bream)
Lineage: Eukaryota; Metazoa; Chordata; Actinopteri; Cypriniformes; Xenocyprididae
Gene: ube2z
Product: ubiquitin-conjugating enzyme E2Z
Exons: 7
Coding region: 350-1492 (380 amino acids)
Biological process (GO): negative regulation of apoptotic process
Cellular component (GO): nucleus
Molecular function (GO): cysteine-type endopeptidase inhibitor activity; ubiquitin conjugating enzyme activity
Source: RefSeq, a predicted model, not a curated record
CUUCUGAAUGAGGAGGAAGUGGAGAGAAAUGAAACAACACUGAUAAACAGGCCAGGCCGAACGAGGGGCAACUACGUUUACGUGCGUUUGGACCUUAAACUCAGCUGCUCAUUGAUGCGAAUGUUAAAUGCUCAGCUAAUUCGGGUAAUACACUAAAUUCAGCGCUGCUUUCGACAUAGGUUGUUAUAGUUGAGGUCAGAAGAGGGGAAAGGGAGAACAUGUAGGAGUCAUUUCUCUCUUCCUGCCCUCCUCUACUUGCCUCCGAGCGAGGAGAAACAGAAACUGCAGAAGAAACUGAUUGAUUUGACAGCUGUUCAGACAGUUUGUGGCUUCUUCUGUCUCGUCGACGAUGGCGGAUAGCGUUGGGGAGGAGGCCAACGGAUCGGUGGGGAUGGCGCAGGACCACGGAGCGCAGUUCUCCGCGAGUUUGGGUAAUUCUAUACCGGGGCAUUCAUCAGCCUCCUCGCCUCCGGCAGAGACCGGCCUGUCUGUGGUCGCUCCCGGGAUCGCGCAUACCAUCACUCCGGCCGUGGAGAGCGGACUCGGUGUUCUGACCCAUGCGCUCGACUCCACGGUCCCCGUGGCCGUUCCUCCAUCCCUGCCGCCCGGUAUCGGAUCAGGAGUCCCGGCCGGAGCGGGCCUCCUGUCCCAAAUUCACGCCACCUCCUGGGAUCCCACGUUAAGCACCGACUGGGACAACGAAAAGGCGUCUCAGCAGUGUAUUCUCCGGAUAAAAAGAGACAUUAUGUCCAUCUAUAAAGAACCUCCUCCGGGUAUGUUUGUGGUUCCUGAUCCUCACGACAUGACCAAGAUUCAUGCCCUCAUCACCGGCCCCUUCGACACACCAUAUGAGGGUGGCUUCUUCCUCUUCCUGUUCCGCUGUCCCCCUGACUAUCCCAUCCACCCUCCACGCGUCAAACUAAUCACUACAGGGCACAAUACUGUUCGUUUCAACCCCAACUUCUACCGCAACGGCAAAGUUUGCCUGAGCAUCCUCGGCACUUGGACUGGUCCAGCGUGGAGUCCCGCCCAGAGCAUCUCCUCUGUUCUCAUAUCCAUACAGUCCCUAAUGACAGAGAACCCUUACCACAAUGAGCCAGGCUUUGAGCAGGAAAGGCAUCCAGGUGACAGCAAAAACUACAACGAGUGUAUCCGCCACGAAACCAUGCGAGUAGCUGUGUGCGAUAUGCUAGAGGGUAAAGUGCCGUGUCCUGAGGCUUUGUGGAGCGUGAUGGAGAAAUCCUUCCUGGAGUACUAUGAUUUCUAUGAGGGGGUCUGCAAAGAACGUCUGCAUCUCCAAGGGCAGAACAUGCAGGAUCCUUUUGGGGAGAAGAGAGGUCGUUUUGACUACCAAGGUCUGUUGACUCGUCUCAGAGCCAUCCAGAGGCGACUGCGGGAAAAGUGCCCGCCAGAGGACAACGACGGCGACUCUGACUCGGAUACCAGCUCGUCCGGCACCGAUCCGGACAGUCAGGGUAGCUCACAGCCUUAGAGUGCCCUCUAGGGGUGUGAAGCAAACAAAGGUUAGAUCGUUUCCCUUUACCUGCAGCUCCGGACUCCUCAAGCGAGCACAGAUGCAAGAAGAGCUGGAAAAAAAACCCCUGGAGAAUCCGCUCAUGGAGAACAGAGUUAAUUUUUUUUUUUUUUGCUCUUGUGUGCUGGCCAAUGACUGCCUUUUGUUUUGCUGUUUAUUUUUUUCCUUGAUGGAGAAGAGGUUCAGGCAGGAGGGGGAAUGAGGGCCUUGCAUAUAGAUGUAUGUGUGCGUGUGUACAUUUGUAAGUGACAGAGAUGUAUACGCCGGCUCCUCAGCAGGUCACCACAGCCUCUACCUUUUGAGUCCAUGUUUCUCUGUCUCUUGCUGCAUCCAUUGUAGAGCUAAACAGAAAAAAGAAGACAUAUGAAGUCAAAUAAUUCAUAAAGAUAAUAAAAUCACUCCUAAAACAAACCUGUUUACUUGCAAAUGCACACAUUUCUUUUUGUUCCACUGUUUAGUCUAAUCAGAACGUUUGUUUUUCACUAAUGAAAUCAGAGAUACAAAUUCACAAUGAAUUGAACACCACACUUUAAGAGCAAGAAAAACGGAUGCAACUUUAAAGAAAUGUACAUAUAAUUAUAUAGAGAAGUUUUAUUUUAAUGUUCAAUGUUCUUAAAAUGCUAUUGAACUGGUGAAAGUAUCAGCAGCCUGCCAAGCACUAAUGGGAAAGGUUGCCUUUUGAGUGUCGUCGACUCGUUGGAAAUACAGUUUCGUUUGGUGAUCUUAAGUCUGUCUCUAAUCGUGAAGCUGUUGAGUGUCAAAAGAGACAUCUGUUCUUCUGUUGUUGUUCUGGGAAUAAUCCUGAAUUUUCAACAAUGCAGAAACAUACUUUUACAUGCUUUUUGUUGCUUAGACAGCAGUUCCACACCAGCCUCGAUACUGCUACAAAUGUCCUUCUCUUUACCGGGGAUACUGUGGUCACUGGUGUCCUCAUAUGCAACAGGAUUAGGCUGCGUAGUACAGAUUUGGAGAAGAGGAAUGGGAUAAUAUUUAACCAUUUCUUGACACCAUGGUUCUAUCUAUGCUCCAAUUAUAGUUUUCAUGAGAGUGCACCUACAUAUUUUACAACUAUCUAUUGCAAUCCAUCCCUUUAAAUAUAGUUUCCCACAGCAUGAUGAACCAACCAAACUGGCAGCCUUUACUAUUCUGUAUACAUGUACACUUAUAAUGCAUUUUAUCCAUGGAAAAGCAGAUACUCUUGGUUCUCUUUUGAGUGAUUAACCACACACACACAAAAAUCCUUUAGCAAAGUUUUAUUUUCUCAAAUGGGCCCAAGUACAGUUCUGAGGUUUUUGCAUGUGCUAUCAUUUUGAUGCAGUUGAUUUCUCUUAAGCAAUAGAGAAUAUAUUCUGGUCUAGGGCAUCAUAUUUUGAUAAGACAGCACUUGUUAGGUUGCUUGAUCGUUUGACUAUUAAGUCUAUGUGUCUUCUAGAACGCCCUGCAACAGGAAACAGUUCCUUAACUGUGAGUUUGACUUUGUGAUGUACUAAUGCUUUUCCCUUGUUAGCGAAAUGAGAAUGAAUUAUGUAAAUAAUUAAUGUAUCAAUUGCAACUAUAAGAAAAAAUAUAUAUAAAACUGAUUCUGAUUA